CACUACUAGUCAGUACGGCCUCAGAAAGUAUUCCAGUGUUAAACUAAAAAACAUAAAUACUACUCAGCCAAAUACGCCGUUUCCCACUCACUAUUGCUAGGAGACUUGGGCCCUGCUGUUAGUGGCAGCCGAUCGCUCUUGAAAUGAAAGCGGGUGUGUUGCACUGUCGAUGCUCUAAAUGUUUUUCGCUACCUGCGCGGAAGCGAGUCCGAAAGCAGGUCCCCUCUCUGACGCUUCUGUCCCUGCCCGAGGAGGUGUUGCUGUGUGUUCUCCACUGCCUCUCUGCUGAAGACCUACUGGCCGUUCGAACCGUGCACUCUCGGUUCCGUGAUAUUAUUGACAACAACUCAAGUGUCUGGGCGCGGGGUAGCUUUAAGGACAGCUGGCCAGCUCCAGACACUGUCUGGCUCUUUGAGAAGGCAGCAGAGAAAGGCAACUUUGAAGCGGCAGUAAAGCUAGGAAUUGCAUAUUUGUACAAUGAAGGACCGUCGCUCAACGACGAGGGCCGCGCUCAGCUGUGCGGCAUGAUGGCAGCACGUUACUUCGCCCUGGCUGAGAGCUUGCGCUCCCCCUUGGCUGACCCCUUCAUCUGGCUCUUUAUCCGGCCACCCUGGUCCCCCUCUGGGAGCUGCUGCAAGGCAGUGGUGUAUAACUAUCUUGAAACAGAGAGUGAUAACAAUAUGGUGCUGAGAGGAACUCUGCUGCACUGCCUGGCUAGAGUUCUCCAGCUGUUUGAUGACGAGGUGAAGCAAGCGACGGCUCUUGAGCUGUUGGAGGAGUCAGCGUGCUGUGGCAGUGUGCAGAGCUCGUACCUGCUGUGGGAGCAGAACCGCAGUGCAGCGCUGGUUGACCCCGGCAGGUACCUCCAGUGUGUACGCACUCUAAGGGACUACGCUACCAAAGGCUGCUGGGAGGCUCAGCUGUCUUUGGCCAAGUCAGUUGCCAGUGGCAGCCCCCUGGGACUGGAGGCUCGUACCUGCACUCACCUGGUCGCCCAGCUGUUCCACUCCUGUCCACUCCCCCAGCGACGCCUGGACGACCCGCACGCGCUGGACAUCAACGACACCAUGAGGUACAUCCUGGUCGAUUGGCUGGUGGAGGUGACCACCAUGAAGGACUUCUCCAGCCUGGCGCUGCACGUGGCUGUGGGCUGCGUAGACCGCUACUUGUCUCGCCGCUCAGUGCCCAAGGCUCGACUGCAGCUUCUGGGCAUCGCUUGCAUGGUCAUCUGCACACGGUAUAUCAGUAAGGAGAUCCUAACCAUUCGAGAGGCCGUGUGGCUCACCGACAACACCUAUCAGUAUGAGGACCUGGUCAGGAUGAUGGGCGAAGUCAUCUCUGUGCUGGAAGGGAAGAUCCGAACCCCCACUGUACUGGACUAUGGGGAGGUGCUGCAGUCUCUGAUGCCCAUGGAGCGGCGGAGCUCUCAUCUCUACAACUACGUGUGUGAGCUCUCUCUGCUCUACUCCGCCCUCGCCGUUCCUGGGCCUGCCCGCCUCGCCUGUGCCGCGCUGCUGCUCACACGAGCUCUGCACAAUUAUGCUCCAGUAUGGCCGAGUCAGCUGGUGGAGAACACGGGCUUUUCUAAAGAGCUCCUUGUGCCCGUUGCUUUGCUGCUCUAUAUCAAAUGCUUCAGCCAAGACACUCCCAAAGACUACAGACAUGUCUCCUUAACAGGUGUUAAGCAGAGAUUUGAGGGUGAUACACACCAGCAGAUUAGCAAAGAGAAAGUAAUGGGGUUUAAAGACGUGUGCCAGGUGCUGGAGGUCCCAGAGAUGGAGCCUCAGGUUGGAGCUCCCAGUUACAGUGGCCCUUCAGCAGACAUCCCCACCUUCCUGUCUUCUCCAUCUGGCAAGAGGCAAGAGGACAGCAUGCAGACCCACCGAGGCAGCUUUGUGGCCACACCCACAGCUGAGCUGUCCACUCAGGAGGAGACCCUUCUGGGUGACAUCCUGGACUGGAGCUUGGAUGCGUCCUGCUCAGGCUAUGAGGGUGACCAGGAGAGCGAGGGCGAGAGAGAAGCUGAAACCUCAGUGAUGUCGGUGCAGCUGCUGCUUUCCACAGAGCACGGCGACGGGCAGUCGCACUGCCGCGCUCUCUCCGACGACGAAGACGACGACGACGGCAUGUGCGCAGCCGAGGAUGCUUCCAGCAGCCGCGGCCGACCCUACUCCCAACAGCCUUUGUCCUCCUCCAGACGCCCACUGCGCGUAGAACUACACAGUUCUGGCUACUCGUCCGUCCAGAGCAGCAGCCCUGCCGUGUGUUCCCUGAUGCCCUGCUCCCUCUCCUCAGUCAGCCAGGCCUCGGUCUCCGCCUCGCCCGGCUUCCGUCUGCUGGUCCCUAUGCAGCGGCCCGAUGGUGCCUCCCACAGGCAGGUGAAGAGGAAGAACACUGCCGCGCACAGCGGCGGAGAGAUGGAGGUGGAGACGGAGAUGGAGGAGGGAGAGCCGCCCAGGGCUCUGCCCCUCAGCCUGUGAGCACGGGCUGGACUGGACACCUGCUGGGCCCUAGCAGUCGUCCCACCUCAUGCCUCUUAGCAGUUUGUUUCUCAGGUGCUGAACCCCAGUCUGAACGGGCGAAAGCGGUUCGUUCCCAUACAUCAGAUCACCCACUGUGAGCUUUAAAAGAAUUCUGGCCUCCAAAAUACAGAUGUGAAAAUGAGCGGAAGCGAGUGGGGGGCCAGUUAGUAUUUUAUGAGUGUGUGCUAACGCAUCACUGGCAGAUUUCAUUCACUGCAGUUUAUUUGGAUGACAUGUUCUUUUAAGAAGGGAAAAGGAAGAACUGAUGGUGAUUAUCCCUUCAUUCUCAUUAAUCAUUAAUUUUAAUCAUUUGGCAAUAGGCAGAUCUGCCCUACAGUUUCUCGAUGACCAAACCUCUGGAAUUCCUGCAGAGCUACUUCUGCACCCAUGUGUCUGAACUUUCUGAACUUUGCCAAAUGUAUGGC
This is a messenger RNA of Electrophorus electricus (electric eel), 2947 nucleotides long. It is a transcript of the gene ccnf, whose product is annotated as cyclin F. Lineage: Eukaryota; Metazoa; Chordata; Actinopteri; Gymnotiformes; Gymnotidae. The record is from RefSeq and is a predicted model, not a curated record. Gene Ontology annotation, molecular function: protein binding.